AUGUCGAGAUUGCGAAGACUGUUCCAAGCAUCAAUGGAUGCUACUAAGAGAGCUGUAUCCGGUAGUUUUGAUGAUUUGAUGCCUCCACCUGAAAGAUAUAUAUUCAACUUCAAUUCCAAGAAAGAGUUAACCAAAUGGCAUUUGUAUUCCGAUUCUGAAUUCGGAGGGUUAUCCUCUGCAUCUCUGCAGAUACCUGAAUCGGAAAGUGGUACAACUACUGGGAUUUUCUCUGGGAAUCUUUCUCUUGAGGUUACUCAGGGGGCUAAAUGGAACAUUAGUAGAGGUGGAUUUUGUGGAAUGCGCUCUAAAAAGUUUGAUGGGUUCAUUGACUUGGAUUCAUAUGAUACUAUAGCUAUGAAACUUAAAGGUGAUGGAAGAUGUUAUAUAUCUACUAUCUACACAGAGAAUUGGGUUAAUUCACCUGGACAGAUGGAGGAUAAUUCGUGGCAAUCGUUUAUUUAUGUGCCUAAAGACAACUGGUAUAUUGCAAAGAUUCCUCUAGCUCGAUACCUACCUACUUGGAGAGGGAACGUUAUCGACGCAGAAAUUGAAAUGAAUCCAUCCCGUGUUCUUGGCAUGUCUUUUUCUGUCAAUGCUGAGGGCGGCGUCCCAGGUGCUAGAUCUGGACCAGGUGAUUUCAGACUUGAACUUGAUUGGAUCAAAGCCACGAGAACACAAUGA
Messenger RNA from Lathyrus sativus (Indian pea), 681 nucleotides. The record is from the annotation of a GenBank genome assembly. NCBI's taxonomy places the organism in Eukaryota, Viridiplantae, Streptophyta, Magnoliopsida, Fabales, Fabaceae.